This is a messenger RNA of Symbiodinium sp. CCMP2592, 412 nucleotides long. NCBI's taxonomy places the organism in Eukaryota, Dinophyceae, Suessiales, Symbiodiniaceae. The record is from the annotation of a GenBank genome assembly.
AUGCGCGGGCUUUUUCCAGUUGAGGCCUUGUCCAAGCCAGAGGAUGCCGAUGGCCACGUCUACAUCGACGAUGGGAAGCUACUCGUAUUGAUCUUUGCCAGUCCACAGGAUCGCAGAGUUCGUCACGAGAAGGCGGUCCCCGACCAGUUCGGGCUGACGCUGCUUGCCAGACGGACGGCGAGGAUGGCAUCGCCUUUUGUCACGAGGUCCGUGGUUCCUCGCCGGAGACUUCGGCGACAAGAUCCGACAAUUCCGAUGGUCCGCUGGCCACCAGGCGCUCAAUAUCAGUGGUUGGCUGCGGAGAGUACACUCCGGAUGACCCCCAUCUGCCAAGCUGCAAGAUCUAUUGGAUUUGGCGCUUGCAUCGAGGGCGAUUUGGAUGGACCGUGCGUGGGAGAAAAGGGCGGAGGCA